This is a messenger RNA of Heteronotia binoei (common prickly gecko), 1626 nucleotides long. RefSeq names its product nuclear GTPase, germinal center associated (gene NUGGC). The record is from RefSeq and is a predicted model, not a curated record. Gene Ontology annotation, molecular function: GTPase activity. Lineage: Eukaryota; Metazoa; Chordata; Lepidosauria; Squamata; Gekkonidae. The transcript has 10 exons. Bases 1 to 1146 code for a protein of 381 amino acids.
AUGAAAAGGAACAUCUUUGUAAGAAUCUUCCCAUUGUGUGUCUUUCAGAGAAAGCUACCAUCUGAUUCAGAAGUCCUUAACAAACCCAAAUUGGUUUAUACAGUCAGUGCCCGAGAAUUCUGGAAUCAAAAGCACCUCACGCCAGAAGAAACAGAGAUCCCAGAGUUGAGGGAUUACCUCAGGAUGAUCUAUCUGAAGGAGAAGCAGAAACUGGUGAAAGAUUAUGUGACUGAAGUAUGGGGCAUUCACAGGCUGGCUAAAAAUUUUGGCUCCAAGCCACAACCUGAGGACCGGAUAUUUCAGAAAAGUGGUGUGAAAGAAUUAAUGUUGAAGAAUGUCAGCUCUUUGGAGAAGCACAUUGAAAAAUGUUUUGCUGAGAUACGGCAGCCUCUCUGUGAAAGUGUGGAGAAUGCCAGAAGGAACUAUAAGAGUACCGUCAAGCAACUGCUCACAAGAGAUGAAGGAUACCGAGGUUAUCACAAGACCCUGAAAGCGGUGUGUUUGAAGGAUGGUAUAUAUGCCUCUAAGAAAUUUCUACGCAUUGAUUUCAAUGAAAGCCUUGUCAAGCCCUUCUAUGAUAAGGUUGAUUGCAUUUUUGGAAGUAUCUUCAGGAUCCAAAAUGCCACCAGAUCCAGUCUGUGGUCUCAUCUGGAAAUGUUUAAAAAUGAGGUGCAGAGCAAGAUACGCCAAACUGGAAAAGACAACCACCUGCCAAAUAACUGGAAGAUUGACAUUUUCAUUAAAGAAACAAACAUGAUUCUGAAAAAACUAGAAAAACAGAUUCUCUGCAGCAAGUUGAAUAUCUAUCAGAGUCUUUGUAUGUCCAUCCAAAGUGAUCUCAAGCCCCACUAUAAAGCUGCCUCAGAAGUUAAGGGUCAUGGAUCCUGUGAGCAGAUGAAGACAAUCCUCAUGAGAGGCAUUGAGAAUGAGGUGCAGAAGCAGAUGUUUGAGAAGGCCAAAUCCAAGAUGGAGUGGCAGUUCUGUGAACUGAAAAGAUACAUCUUGGAGACGCUGAAGGAAGAAAUUUCCAUUGUGUUCAACCUGGUCUUCUUGCAAGAGGAGCGGGCUGCAGUACAUUUGACAGAUAUUGAGAACGAAUGCAAAGAAAUCCACGAGAUCUACUUGAAAUUGCAUGAUGAUCAUUAACAAGAAAAGAUUCCUCCCUGCUGUAUUAAAUUAAAGUGGAGUUGGGCAGUGUGUGAAACAUGAUGCUGGACUUAGUUGGGCCACUGGCCUGAUUCAGCAGGGCUCUUCUUGUGUUCUUAUAACAUUAUAAGGUGCUUGCAGAUGCAGAUGGCUGUUUAAUCCUGCUUAUUUAGUCUGUGAAACAUAUAAGUAUCAUUUCUCACCCUGAGCUAUUUUGUACGGCUGAGCUGUCAAGGUUGUACGCUCAGAGACUAUCAUUGCUUGUGGAUAAGGGUAGCUGGAAUGCUAGGGGGCUGGGAUGCUGCUUCAUUGGUAGAGGGGGAAAGGCGCUUUUUAUUCAAACAAAGUAAUGGUCUGAAUCAACCUAUAUAUCUGAAUGUUUACCUGUACCUCCUCAGUCAUAGCAAGACCUGGUCUUGCCUGGUAUAGCUCUGUUAUUGAAAGUUUCUAUGAUUAAAUAAACAUAGAACUCAUCUUUAA